Messenger RNA from Parascedosporium putredinis, 2397 nucleotides. Lineage: Eukaryota; Fungi; Ascomycota; Sordariomycetes; Microascales; Microascaceae. The record is from the annotation of a GenBank genome assembly.
AUGGAGUCUCGGCCGUACCUAGGAGAGAGGCAUGCCACGGCAGAUUUUACGGAAGCAGACGAUGAUGACGAUGAUUCCGUUGGCGAGGAUGACAUUGGCCUCUAUCAGGAUGACCCUGCCGAUGAGGAUGGCACACAGCGAGCCCCCAUCCUGCCUCUCUUCUCGGCGACCUAUCUAGUGUCGCAGUUCCUGAUCAAGCCGAUGCAACAGCAGAUACGCGCCCACCACUUUUCACGGGCCACUGUAUAUUGUUUGAUGGCGAAUUGCCUGCAGUUCUCCAAGGAAGGCCAAAUGUAUCCUGGAAAUGCCGGCACGAGUAGUACUCGAGCCAAGGUUUGCGAGCUUCUCGCUCUCAAGCUACUUAGAGAGUACUCGACCCGGGAGUUAAUUGACGUCUUGUCCUACGACUUCUACCCUCCAAGGCCUACCGGGGCGCCAGCCGGCUCAGGACUAGGCCGAGUGGACAGCAAGCUAGGGGUCAAGGCCGCCAUCGGCCGAACGUCUUCGCUCGAGGUAGCAAUCCGUGCCUCAGCCAAGCACUUCCUUGCCCAUCCCCUCGUCGUCCAACACCUGGAAGCCAUCUGGAACGGCGCCAUCAGUUUCUAUUCCGCCGCGGACAGCCUCCACCGCGACUCGGUCACCAACCAAGCCUUACCCGACUCCAAACGCCCUUCUGGCAAGUCUGAUGUUCGGACCCCUUUAUUGGGUAGUCAGUCAUCCAAGGACGACCGAAAGGAUCACCACGUAGGAAGAAGGACCGUGACCCUGUACGAUCCGCGAAAUGCAUCCUCUUUAAACUCUCCCGGCUUCGCGUCCCCCGCAGUGCUGUCCCGUAGGUCGACCCGGAUAACCACCCUGGAGCUUGUCUUUUGGUUCUGGAGCGCGGGCUUCAUGCUCGACGAAUUGGUGGGCUUCAAUGAACAGGGAUUCUCCCUUUACAUCAUGAGCUUUUGGAACAUCUUUGAUCUCGGUAUCUUGAUUCUUCUGAUUGUUUACUACUGCAUGCGUGGCUAUGGCGUAUUUCUUGUCGAUCCCCACCAUUGGAACCAGAUGGCUGUUCUCGACCACUACCCGUACUUUUCUCAGCUCUUGAUUGCGUUUCGUCUCAUGGCCGUGGACCUCGCUGCUGUGACGGUGCUGGUGCUCAUCUCGUGUAGUGGCUUCUUUAUCCUCAUGGGCUUCACCCCAGCGGCAUGGCAAGUGUUUCUGUUCGCCAUCAACACGAUAUCCAUGGUGAAGAACGAUGCCCUCUUCUCUUACAUCGCCCCAACCAACAUAUUUGCAUGGUUACUCAUGCCACUUCGAUAUUGCAUGCCUUUACGGCACUUUGUCUGGCUCAAUCGCCUAGUGAUCAAGGCCACGCAUUUCCCUCUCUUGUUCUGCAUCUUCCUCUACGAAAGGUAUUGGCUAGCGUCUUCAAUGUUCGAGCCGACGGACCUGGUGGAAAACCCAGGCCAGAGCCGACCAAGGACCAUCUCCUUUGCAGACCCGGCAAGCCGCACCGCCGUGUUUAGCCCCAACGUUAGGGUUCGUGAAGAAUCUAUCGUUGGGUUCCAAAAGGACCAUGCCCUGGAAGAGGUGUUCCGGAGAGUACCUGGCAUCACCACACUACGGAGUCAGCGAAGAAUUGAGCGGCGAAAGACGCAGAAUGCCAUCCGCACUUGGAUGGACCAACACGAUGAGGAAGGCACUUCACCGGCCAACUGGCCGACAUUGGACAGCCGUGCCCGAGGGCCGGAGUGGUCCAGACGAUUCAGCCUGGGACGCGAUCUACCCCACAGGCUAAGGCAAGUAUCCGAUGUUCGAUCAGCGGCGAGCGAUCCGGCCGAUCUCAUCUCCAAUAGCGGAAUGGGGACCUUUGCGCGCUCAGCGUACCGACCGAGGAUGAGGGCUCUCAAUCCCGAACCUCGGGACUUGACCGACGCAGACGGCGACGACGAACUAGUAACGAAUGACGAAGAGGAGGAAGAGAACGCUACAAAUGUUGGGGGCACACGCGGUUCGUCAUCUGCAGAGCUUGAUAGGUCGCCGCUCUCUCGACAGGCGCUGAAUCGCAACGUGGAUCUAGACAGCUUCGCGCCACCCGAAACGCGCUCCCCAAGGCGGUCACUCUACAUGGCUAGCCGAUCACGGCCAGUAGUCAGUCAAAGGACCUCGGUCCAACCUACAACACCGCGGGCGAUACCGAGACUAGCAGAUCCCAUCUCGCGACUCACACAAGGGCGCCGCCUCUCGUCGAUCGACACCGGACCUGGCUCGGAGAAUACUAACCUGCUCAUUGACGAUCCCAACAUUGGAGAUGUUCCCGGCAGCUUUCAGACACAGAUGGCCAUGGCCAUGAUGAAGCAAGGGGCUCAGCCGCCGAGGCAGCCGAUCGAGAUCGAAUGGGGCGGUUAG